Molecule: messenger RNA, 1902 nt
Organism: Ostrinia nubilalis (European corn borer)
Lineage: Eukaryota; Metazoa; Arthropoda; Insecta; Lepidoptera; Crambidae
Gene: PNKP
Exons: 6
Coding region: 162-1766 (534 amino acids)
Biological process (GO): DNA repair
Molecular function (GO): polynucleotide 3'-phosphatase activity; protein binding; double-stranded DNA binding
Source: RefSeq, a predicted model, not a curated record
GGCAACACUGAUUACUACAGCUGUUUGUUGUUGUCCCCACAGUUGUCCUAUGAUUUUUCAAGAUUUGGAUAAAUCAUUAUUUAUUUUCUAAUGAAAUAAAAAGGUAAAACUGAAAGUUUUCAUAUUAGGUGUCCAAUACUGUAUUUCGUUACUCAAACAAUAUGAUGCGCCAGUGUUUUUUGAGGUGUCUUCUGGAUACUCAUGCACCGAUCAAGCUAAUACACAAUGUGGAAACAGUUAUAGGUCGCAGUAAAGCUACUAAAAUCAAAGAUUCUUCUUGCUCGAGGCAACAGGGUACUUGUUCCUCUUUUACAGUAAGCCUCAAAGCUGAUUGUAUAGAAUGUUCAGUUGAGCUCACGCAGUUGGGUGUAAAUCCGUCAGGGUUAGAUGGGUUUGCUCUGAAAAAGAAUGUUCCAUACAAAGUGGGCCAUGGCAGCAAAGUUGAGGUCCUUCUAAAUAACUAUAUACAUAUCAUUGAGUUCGAUCCACCUCCCGAAGACGGUGAAAAACCGAAACACAGCAGCAAAAGGAAAUUAGAUGAUGAAGAAACAACUACUGCACAAAGUAAGAAAAUGAAAGCAGAAAACUUAGACACUGGUUCAGAACAUAUUGAAGAAGCAUUGGAAGACACUUGGGAUGAAAUAGAUAGGGGUGAACUCUACAUAUUCACUGCAAAGGGGGUUAAACCAAGUAAAAAGAUAGCAGCUUUUGAUAUGGAUGGCACUUUAAUCAAGACAAAGUCAGGCAAAGUUCAUCCAGUAGAUAUAAAUGAUUGGCAAAUAGCUUUCCCUACUGUAGCACACAAGUUAAAAGAACUAUUAACACAAGACUACAAAAUAGUAAUCCUUAGCAAUCAAGCUCCAAUAGGAAAUGGUAGAGUUAAAAUUAAAGAUUUUAAGAAGAAAAUUGAGGGUAUUACUACAAAACUCGAUGUCCCUAUUCAGGCAUACAUAGCAACUGGAAAAGGGUUUUAUAGGAAACCUGCUACGGGAAUGUGGAAAAUAUUAACUGAACGGAAAAAUGGUGGCCUAGAAAUAGUUAAAGAAGAUUGUUUCUACUGUGGUGAUGCAGCUGGACGCACAGCAAAUUGGGCACCUGGCAAGAAGAAAGACCAUUCCAUGGCAGAUAAACUUAUGGCUGAAAACCUGGGCUUAAAGUUUUAUACCCCAGAGCAGUUUUUCCUAGGCCAUUCUAUUGCAAAUGUGCCGAUGAGCAAACCUGAAUUUAUUCCCAAAGAUGUUAAAUCAGAGCCAUUUAAUGACAAUCUGAUAAGUACUAAAAAGGAGAUUCUCGUCUUUGUGGGGUACCCUGGCAGUGGCAAAUCAUUCCUGGCUAAGCAAAUAGAAAAAAAGUCGAAUCACCAAUAUGUGGCCGUAUGCAGAGACGUUCUUGGUAGUUGGCAGAAGUGUGCUGCUGAAGCUACAAAACUUUUAGAGAGAGGAAAAAGUGUAAUCGUGGACAGUACUAACCCAGAUAUCGAGUCGCGGUCUCGCUGGACUUCUCUCGCGAAACAAAUGAAGGUGGAGUGCCGAUGCGCCAAGAUGGCCGCCACGAAGGCGCACGCGCAACACAACAACAAGUUCAGGGAGCUCAUGAAGAUCAACCACGUUCCAGUCAAUGACAUCGUCUUUCAUACUUACAAGAAUAAAUUCACGGAUCCCACGCCAAGUGAAGGCUUCACAGAAAUAAUUGAAGUCAAGUUCAAUCCAUGUUUUGAAGAUCAAGAAGCAGAAAAAAUAUAUAGGAUGUAUUUAUUAGAAAAGUGAGGUAUAGUAAUUUAAACAACUGUUAUAUUUAAUGAUUCAGCAUUUAUUUUUAUUGCAAAAAGACAUGGGCUUACGACACUUGAUGAUUUGUAACAGCUUUAUUCUAAUUGUUAUUAAUAAAUUUCUUUAAUUAUUA